Messenger RNA from Protopterus annectens (West African lungfish), 552 nucleotides. RefSeq names its product ribosomal protein L18 (gene RPL18). Gene Ontology annotation, biological process: translation. Bases 97 to 507 code for a protein of 136 amino acids. The record is from RefSeq and is a predicted model, not a curated record. The transcript has 5 exons. Lineage: Eukaryota; Metazoa; Chordata; Ceratodontiformes; Protopteridae. Gene Ontology annotation, cellular component: ribosome; cytosolic large ribosomal subunit. Gene Ontology annotation, molecular function: RNA binding; structural constituent of ribosome.
AACGUAUUCAUGCAUUUAUUUAUUUUGUAGUUGUACAGGUUCCUAGCUCGACGCACCAACUCCAGCUUUAACAAGGUUAUCCUGAAGCGUCUCUUCAUGAGUCGAUCCAAUCGUCCUCCACUUUCCCUCUCUCGUUUGAUCCGCAAGAUGAAGCUUCCUGGUCGUGACAAUAAGACAGCAGUUGUUGUGGGAACCGUUACAGAUGAUAUACGCAUCCAGGAUAUUCCCAAACUUACAAUUUGUGCAUUGCGAGUGACUGAAGGUGCACGUAGCCGUCUCCUGAAGGCUGGAGGCAAGAUAUUGACAUUUGACCAGCUGGCCCUAGCAUCUCCAAAGGGACAGAAUACUGUUCUCCUGUCAGGGCCCCGAAAAGGCCGUGAAGUGUACAGGCACUUUGGCAAGGCACCUGGAACUCCACACAGUCACACCAAGCCAUACAUCCAGUCAAAGGGUAGAAAAUUUGAACGUGCCAGAGGUCGCAGAGCAAGCAGAGGCUUCAAAAACUAAAAGUUUACUUGUGUACUUUUUGCACAGUAAAAUAUGUUCUAAAAA